AAUUAAGCAAACUCCGAUUGUUCGAUGCGACAUCGAAUCAGGGAUCUUCGUUAAUUCUUGCCGAACGAUCGAACACGUCGUAUCGAUCCUCUAAUCAACAAAUUUCGAUUUAAAAAAAACAGUUCACGCGGUUCGAAUAAAAAAUGGCGGAGGUGGCGAUUGAUAUGCCAGGGAACAAGGAGGAACCGAAGACUUCCGAAACGGAAGGAAACGAAUCGACGACGGAAGAGUGUCGAAUCGAAAUUCAGGAAGGGGUAUCCAACACUGCUGAAUCGGCAUAUUCUAAUGGUAAAAUGGUAACAGACUAUGCAAGUCUUGUUGAACGAACACGGAACACUUUUUUUACUGGCAAAACAAGGCCAUUAGAAUGGAGAAAAAAACAAUUAAAACAAUCACUCCUUAUGUUAGAAGAAUGCAAAUCAGAAAUUAUAUCAGCCCUUGCAUCCGAUUUACAUAGGUGUAAAUUUGAGAGUAUAGCUAUGGAAAUCCAAAUUAUAGAAGGAGAAAUCAAAGAUAUGCUUAUGCAUAUCAAGGAAUGGUCUGCUGAUGAAAAACCUCCAAAAGCAAUGGUCAAUAUGUUAGAUAAAGUUGAAAUUCGAAAAGAUCCAUACGGAAUAGUUCUUGUUAUAGGGCCAUGGAAUUACCCCUUACAGUUAUGUUUAAUUCCUGUAAUUGGUGCAAUAGCUGCUGGAAAUUGUGUUAUCCUUAAGCCGUCAGAACUAUCUCUUGCUACAUCACAACUUCUUGCAAAAAUUCUUCCACGAUAUUUAGAUUCAGAAUGUGUUCAUGUAGUGUUAGGAGGUGUUCCUGAAACGACAGAGUUACUUAAACAAAAGUUUGAUUACAUAUUUUAUACGGGUUCGACAUCGGUUGGAAAAAUCAUCCGUGAAGCAGCUAAUAAAUUUUUAACACCUGUUACACUAGAACUGGGUGGAAAAAGUCCCGUGUACAUAGAUAAUACAGCAGAUAUAAGUAUAGCUGUAAAAAGAAUACUUUGGGGAAAAUGUAUUAAUGUUGGCCAAACAUGCAUUGCACCGGACUACAUAAUUUGCACACCUGAAGUACAAAACAAAUUUAUACCAGAGGCAGAAAAGGUCUUGAAAGAAUGGUAUGGUGAAAAUCCUAAAGAGAGUCCAGACUUAGCGCGUAUAAUUAGCGACAAUCAUUAUCAACGUCUCGUAAAAUAUUUAAGUGGAAACGGUAAAGUAGCUAUAGGAGGUAACUGUGACCCUGUUGAUAAGUAUAUCUCACCAACCAUACUCAUUGAUGUGAAGCCUACAGAUCCUGUAAUGCAAGAUGAAAUAUUUGGUCCGAUAUUACCUUUUGUAACAGUGAACAAUGCUUAUGAAGCAAUUAAAUUUAUCAAUAGCCGGGAGAAGCCACUAGCAUUGUACAUAUUUAGCAGUGAUGAGAGUACUAUAUCACUGUUUCUUGAAAAUACAAGCAGUGGUGAUGUUUGUGUAAAUGAUGUAAUGAUGCAUGCAGCAGUUGAUACUCUACCAUUUGGUGGAGUUGGAUAUUCUGGUAUGGGAUGUUACCAUGGAAAGUACACUUUCGACACGUUUGUGCACAAAAAAGGCUGCCUUAUUAAAGACUACAACAAAUUAGUUGAAUCAAUAGCAUCGUGUCGUUAUCCGCCAUAUUCCGAUAAGAAAUUAUCUUUCUUAUCACUUAUGAUAGCAAAACGACCCGAUAUACCAGGAAUUAAAUACAUUCCUCAUCUUCUAGCAUUUGGUUUUGGAAUUCUCGUUGCCGUUGGUGUUUCAGCUGCUUUAAAGGUUCAAGAGGAAAACUACUAAUGGAAUUCUCGCAACAUUUGUUACAGAGAUUCGUUAUUUAUUAGUAUUAAGAAUAAUAUCUAUGUACAAUUUUUAUAACUAGUUAUUUGUUGUUAUGGUACUUUUAUAAAAAUGUACUAUAAUUUUGUUUUCUACUUUAAUGUAAGAUAUUUUACUAAACAAACAAUUAUUUUAUGACGCAUGUUGCUACUGGAACAUCGAUUACCCGAACAGUUAAAGAAAACCAUUUCAUUGUUCUAGAUAUGUAUUCAAUUUCAACUGAAACAAUCGAAUAGUUCAAUAUUUCAUGAAA
Messenger RNA from Osmia lignaria (orchard mason bee), 2091 nucleotides. NCBI's taxonomy places the organism in Eukaryota, Metazoa, Arthropoda, Insecta, Hymenoptera, Megachilidae. The record is from RefSeq and is a predicted model, not a curated record.